Molecule: messenger RNA, 852 nt
Organism: Oncorhynchus gorbuscha (pink salmon)
Lineage: Eukaryota; Metazoa; Chordata; Actinopteri; Salmoniformes; Salmonidae
Product: basic proline-rich protein-like
Exons: 2
Coding region: 1-852 (283 amino acids)
Source: RefSeq, a predicted model, not a curated record
AUGGAGAAGGGCCCAGCCCAGCCCAGUGGAGAGUAUCAAAGAAACAAAUGGAGAAGGGCCCAGCCCAGCCCAGUUGAGAGUAUCAAAGAAACAAAUGGAGAAGGGCCCAGCCCAGCCCAGCCCAGCCAAUGGAGAGUAUCAAAGAAACAAAUGGAGAAGGGCCCAGCCCAGCCCAGCCCAGCCCAGCCCAGCCCAGUGGAGAGUAUCAAAGAAACAAAUGGAGAAGGGCCCAGCCCAGCCCAGCCCAGCCCAGUGGAGAGUAUCAAAGAAACAAAUGGAGAAGGGCCCAGCCCAGCCCAGUUGAGAGUAUCAAAGAAACAAAUGGAGAAGGGCCCAGCCCAGCCCAGCCCAGCCCAGCCCAGUGGAGAGUAUCAAAGAAACAAAUGGAGAAGGGCCCAGCCCAGCCCAGCCCAGCCCAGUGGAGAGUAUCAAAGAAACAAAUGGAGAAGGGCCCAGCCCAGCCCAGCCCAGCCCAGCCCAGUGGAGAGUAUCAAAGAAACAAAUGGAGAAGGGCCCAGCCCAGCCCAGCCCAGCCCAGUGGAGAGUAUCAAAGAAACAAAUGGAGAAGGGCCCAGCCCAGCCCAGUGGAGAGUAUCAAAGAAACAAAUGGAGAAGGGCCCGGCCCAGCCCAGCCCAGCCCAGUGGAGAGUAUCAAAGAAACAAAUGGAGAAGGGCCCAGCCCAGUGGAGAGUAUCAAAGAAACAAAUGGAGAAGGGCCCAGCCCAGCCCAGCCCAGCCCAGUGGAGAGUAUCAAAGAAACAAAUGGAGAAGGGCCCAGCCCAGCCAAAGAAACAAAUGCCCAGCCCAGCCCAGCCCAGCCCAGCCCAGCCCAGUUGGAGAAAAUUUAUCUAA